Messenger RNA from Patiria miniata (bat star), 1074 nucleotides. Its product is annotated as melatonin receptor type 1B-A-like. Bases 1 to 1074 code for a protein of 357 amino acids. Gene Ontology annotation, cellular component: membrane. Lineage: Eukaryota; Metazoa; Echinodermata; Asteroidea; Valvatida; Asterinidae. Gene Ontology annotation, molecular function: G protein-coupled receptor activity. The transcript has a single exon. Gene Ontology annotation, biological process: G protein-coupled receptor signaling pathway. The record is from RefSeq and is a predicted model, not a curated record.
AUGAAUAAUUCUACGAGGAGCCAACCAUUCGAAUUCAGUGAUUACAACCAGAGAGUCGUGGUGGCAAUGUUGAUCCUGAUAACGUCGGUUGUUGGAAUUAUCGGAAACUCCCUGGUGAUCAUAGCUGUAUUGCUGUCGAAGGUGCUGAAGUCUACAACCAUCGCCUUCAUUGUGAAUAUGAGUACAGCGCAUUUGAUGUGCAGUUUGGUGCUUCCAUGGGAUGUGGUAGCUCUGCUGAGUACGGGAGACCUACCCCGUGGUGAUCGUGAGUGGAUCUGCAGUGUGACCACCGUCGUCGUCUCCAUCACCAUUGGCUGCGGUAUUUACACGCUUGCUUCCCUUGCCCUCAACCACUUGCUACUCAUCGCUCGACCGACAACCACGUACCUGAAGAUCUUUACACCGAAGAAGAUUGCAGUGUGGCUGAUGGUCACUUGGCUGAUUCCGAUCUUUGUCAUCGUUUUACCACCACUCAUUAAUGUGGGUAAAGUCGGCUUCAAUGAGAAAUUCCACCUCUGUGGUACCAAGUCCUCCGACCAGGCAGGCUUCAAAACUUACAAUUUUAUCCGAGUUUUUGGCUUGUACCCGAUCCCCCUCGUUUGCAUCAUCGUCUGCUAUUCACAUAUCUGGCGUCUCCUUCGUUGUCCAGCCCAAGAACCAAAUUUCUCUACGGUUGGACGAGGUGGCAUCCUGAAUACGGACGUAUCAGGCGCCGGCAGCGACAGUGCUCGAUCUGCAUCAGCCUCGUUGGACACCAUCAGCCCGACUCACAUGAUCAACAAGACCAUGCCGUUUGUUGUCGGUGGUUUCAUAGUUCUUCUCCUACCGUAUGCUGUGUGUCUUUUCAUCAGCAGCUUUGAGCCAGCUGUACCAUAUGCAACUGCCAUCUUGUUCUCCAGCUGUUGCGUCAACCCAAUUUUCUAUGGCAUCCGGCAUCGUGACUUCAAGAACGUUUACGGUUGUAUUUGGUGUCGCCGAUGGAAUGACAUUCCACAACCCUCAGCUUUCUUGAACUCUGCCGUCAGACGGAUCAAGAGUCAGGGUAAAGAGGCAGUCGGUCUCCAUACUGAAUGA